Dalotia coriaria is the source of this 2416-nucleotide messenger RNA. RefSeq names its product gastrula zinc finger protein XlCGF57.1-like. NCBI's taxonomy places the organism in Eukaryota, Metazoa, Arthropoda, Insecta, Coleoptera, Staphylinidae. The record is from RefSeq and is a predicted model, not a curated record. The coding region runs from base 174 to 1715 and encodes 513 amino acids. The transcript has 5 exons.
AACUUUGAUAAAAAGCGCAUGUAAAUAUAAUCUAGGACGAUAAAAUAGCAGUGCUUUAUCAGUAAAAAUAAUGUUUCCUACAGUUACAUCAUUCAGUGAUUGCUACUAUGUUUAAAUUCAACUUCAAACUUAAAUCUUAAACAUAUAUAACCUUACUCUGUAAAUAUACAAGUAUGAGACUAAUGGAGCUUGGACUAUCCGCCAGUAGUGAAUAUUCUGUUGAAAUCAAGACAGAAGUUCCAAAUAAUGAGUGCAAUCUACCAGUGACUAAAAAUGUAAAAAACAGGAGAAAAGCAGCAGUCCCUUUGAGGGCAUCACCAUUAGGAGAGUCUUCUUUGGGUGAAGAAUCACAAACCAGUCAGAGUUCACUUGAGGAUAACUCAAACUCUGCAGAUGAGGAAAUCACCAGUGUGGAAUCAAGCAACAAAACAAAAGAUGAAUACAAAUCAAAGAGUGACAUCAAAUGCAAUAUGUGUGAAAAGCUAUUCGAAUAUAAAUCAGAGUUUGAUUCACACUAUCAGAAUACAUACAAUAGGACUCCAGUUUAUACAUGCUUAUAUUGUAACAGAACAAUGGACAAAUAUGCAACUUUUAGAAGUCAUUGUUAUAGGCAUAUCACUGAGGGAAGAUUUAAAUGUGAAGACUGUGGACAAGGUUUUAAGUUGCAGAGUCAAUUGCAAGUACACAUUUCUGGUAAGCAUGCAAAACUGAAACCUUUUUGUUGUGAAGAGUGUGGAAAACAAUUUGCUACGAAAUCUGGAUUAAAAAUCCAUGUAAAACGACAUCUGGGCGAAGCGAAAGAGCAAUAUACUUGUGCAGAGUGUGGUAAAAUUUUGCAUACAAGAGGAGGUCUUACAUCUCAUAUGAAUGUUCAUCGUUUGGGCAGACGGUUUAUGUGUGACGUGUGCGGUAAGACGUUCACACAAAAAGUGAACAUGCAACAACACGUGAAACAACACACCGGGGAUAAGCCAUAUGAGUGUGACAUAUGUGGCAAAGCUUUUGCAGAAAAAAGUCAUCUUUCACGUCACAAUAGCUUUCACACCGAUGACCGGCCCUUCAAAUGCGAAAUCUGCGAUAAGAUGUACAAAACCGAACGGUGUUUGAAAGUGCACCGACUUGUUCACGGCAAAGAACGCCCGUAUGUAUGCACCUAUUGCAAUAAGGGUUUCCUCAGCAGCACAAAACUCAAACAACAUUCCAAUAUUCAUACUGGCGAGCGCCCCUUUGCUUGCAAAUACUGUGAGCGAAAGUUUACCAACUAUCCGAACUGGUUGAAGCACACGCGUCGAAAACACAACGUAGAUCAUAAAACAGGCAAAGAUCUACCGCCGAAGUAUUCGCACAAUUUAAUUGAAACCGUUGAACUAAUAAUUGAAGAUCCCAACGCACUCAAUCAUUACGAUCACACACUUCCUAUUCAUAAUAGUAAUGACAAUACAAUAGAAAGUAUAGAUCCGGUCAAAUUAGAAAUUAAGUCCGAGAUGUCUCAAAAAAUCGAAGGUGACAACGACUUGCAUAUAGGCAUAGAUCCACAUCCUGAAAGUUUUAUAUGCGGCGAGGAUUACGACGAUCGCUCCUUGGAUUUCAUCGAGUUUCAUGAACCGAUACAUCAUGAUAAUUUAACCACUGAUUUCAAACUGAGCAAACACGACGAGUUGUAUUUGCAAAAGAGGAUCCUAAAUUUUCCCAUGACUGACAACGAACACAUUUAGUUCCUUUAUUCGGCAACGAAAAUUUUUCUGUCGCGUGGCUGUGAUUGCGAUAGUAGUGCCAUAACAGCGCAAAUUUACAUUCCAACGUUUUUUAUUCUUCGAGUCCAUGGUUUCGGUUCCUGUUUUUCAAUAUAAAUGUUUUUAUUAAUAUGCAUUGAGUGUAAUGCAUCUGUGAAGUACUUAGUAUUGUAAUUACUUGUCUAUGUAAGGCCCGUCGCAAUUGAUAUUCGCAAUAAUGCAUUACGAUGUUAUCCUACUAAUGAUCGAACUACUUAGUCAUAUCUAGUGUUUUUGUAUGCAUAAUGAUGCGCCAGUGAUCAGGAAGCGAACAAGCGUCGGUGGCUUAUUGUACUACUAGUUGUAGUUUGUAUAAUUACAUAGCUUGUAUUUUUGUAGUCAAAAGUAUUUUUACACGUAGCGUUUGUACUUUUAGCGAUUUAGCGAUAGAUUUAGGAUAUAUAUUAUUCGUCGGAUGUAGGAUAUAGCAUUAUUUAGCUUAUAAUUUACGGCCCGUAUUUUGUAUUGGAAUUUUGCUACUUUUAGGCAUAAUUUUCUAGUGAUAUUCGGAAGUUUCGGGAUUUCGACGGAAGAAAGCAUUCAAAUUAAACCAAAUAUUUUGUCACGUUUGUAAAUAUAUUAUGUGUGCGCUAUGGCACAUUUUAUACUACUUUAUGCAAUAUUAAACUACUUGAAUUUGUAAA